GGGACAACGGGACAACGGGAUUGAUAUAAACCCCUAUCCAGCCGAUUACCAAACUCAAUUUGGUAGGUGUGGUAUUGUCAAGGUUUCGGCCCGUCCGGUCAGCGGGGUCGGGUCUGCCGAUAUUUGAGUUCAGCUUCCCGUUCUGGUAGAUAGCUAUCUACACUUACACCAUUCACAUCAUUGUGACUCUUUGCACCAUUGUAAAUACUUACACUAUUUGUACAAGAGGGCUGAAUUAAUCUUUGUCAUAUGUUUAGCACUUUGACCAUGUAUAUCACCCAAGCUCUUCUCAUAAUAUCCGCUCUUUUUCUACCUAUCAGCGCCUCCAACAGCAACUCCUCCAAGCGCCAUGGGAAGCCAAUCAUAAUCGAUACCGACAUCCUCUCCGACGUCGAUGAUGUUGGGUCAUUGGCCGUCGCGAAUGUGUUGCACAAUUGCGGGUUAGCAAACCUCCUUGGAGUUACCAUCAACACACAUUCGAGUUACGGCGCAUUAGCCGUGAGUGCUAUCAACACCUACUUCGGCAACGCGGACGUUCCGAUUGCGGCCAUCCGUCCGUUCACCAACGAGACUUUCUUUGACUCUCGAGAAUAUGUUCUGAGUGAAUAUGUCUCCAAGGUAGCCUACAACUGGCCUCGAUCACUAAACGACUCGUCGGCAACACCGACCCCCGUAGAGCUAUACCGCUCAAUAUUGUCUUCGUCAGAAGAUAAAAAUGUCACAAUCAUCUCAAUUGGCUUCUUGACUAAUCUCGCCGAGCUAUUGAACAGCCCUGCUGAUGAUAUAUCACCUCUCACGGGCUCUAGUCUCGUGUCCGCCAAGGUAAAGGAGCUGGUAGUCAUGGGUGGCAAGUACCCCUCCGGCUGGGAGUUCAACUUUGGGGGCUCCGAUCCUGUGUCGGCCCGUCAAGUCGUCGAGAGCUGGCCGCGCGAUGUGCCUAUCACGUAUUCCGGUUUCGAGCUGGGCGAUGAUAUCUUCUCCGGCCAGCAACUUAAAGACCUUGCGCCUGCCGAUUCGCCUGUUCUUGCGGCAUAUCAGUGGUAUGUGGGUCGCUGUAGCACAAUCAGAGAGUCGUGGGAUCCGGUCACCACACUUUACGGGAUAUUAGGCCUCGAGGGGUCCAAAGAGCUCUGCGGUCAGAAACUAUUUGCGUAUGCGAACAAGAAUGGAUAUAACACAGUGUCGGCGACUGAUGGCUCCAAUGCAUGGGUGAAUAGCACCGAUGUCACGAAUCAACACUGGCUACAACUUGCAGACGGAGUCACGAAUACGACUGUUUCCUGGGUGCUGAACAGACUUUACGCUCAUGAUCCUUCGGAUAAAACAUGCUCGACCUACAAAACACGAGACUUCUCGGGGCUCAAUGGCCUGUGCCGCGGCAAAGAUUCUAUUGGAACAUGUCACUCUUAGCUGAUAUCAUCCAUGAAUUCCCCAAACGUAAUAUCUAACACACUCCGGUUACCCCCAAGGCCGAUCUCACCACUAAUUUGAAGACAACGAAUUCAAAACACGUACGCACGAUCAGCGAGUUAAAUGCAUCAAUUCGAUGAGCGCCGCGAUAAG
Hypoxylon fragiforme is the source of this 1563-nucleotide messenger RNA. RefSeq names its product nucleoside hydrolase. Lineage: Eukaryota; Fungi; Ascomycota; Sordariomycetes; Xylariales; Hypoxylaceae. Bases 250 to 1410 code for a protein of 386 amino acids. Gene Ontology annotation, molecular function: hydrolase activity, hydrolyzing N-glycosyl compounds. The record is from RefSeq and is a predicted model, not a curated record. The transcript has 2 exons.